UGUCAGGCAGUCACAUCGCGUCGCUCACACUCCAUUUGUCAAGACUCGUCCCUUGGUUUCUGCUGAACAACACCGCCACAUAACACCAUAACAUCACUGGCGGAGACUUGAGUACUGGGUUGUCUAGCUGUAGAAAAAUCAUCCGAUCCCAAAACCAGUCAACAAGCUAGUUCAAUGCCCCCGUGUGAAGACCGUCCCUCAGGACGUGCGGCCGAAGAUAGCCAAGCAAGCCCGUUCAGUCUCUUAUUUCUAUCUCCCAAGGCCGCAAGGCCCAGCACCCCGCUAGCUACCAAACAAAUUCAAAUCCUGUGCUGCCAUGGCUCCUAGCUACUGGAUCUUCUGUGUCUGGUGUCUACCGCUGACCCUCGUCGUCACGGCGGUUGAGGCACAGAUGGAUGGCUGCUCCAGCUCGUCCAAGAGAUGCGGCAACCUCACCUUCUCCUACCCAUUCGGGCUCUCUGACAUGGAGACAGGAAGAUCAUGUGCUUCCUUGGACUUUGAGGUCGAUUGCCUCAACCGUACUACUCCAGUUCUACGCGGACCGCGGUUUGCAAUCCUCACCAUGUCUUACGAGGAACGGAGUCUGCGCGUCGUCGAUCUAUACGAGCUGACCCAGUUGCGCGACUACAACAGCUGCCAUGUCCCAAGGUGGAACACCUCCGUGAAGCUGAGACCCCCAUUCAAGAUCAGCCCUGCCAACCUGAACCUCGUCUUCUACAACUGCACAAAAAAAGCAGCAGGAGUGGCGCGUCAGGAUGGGACGCUUGUGGAGACGAGAUGCGUCAAUAAGAGCGACGUGUUUGUCUCCGCGGGAGGGUUCUAUGAUGAGACGAGCGGCUACACCGGCUUCGAGGGGUGUGACUCUACCGUCAUCCCAGUGCUGGGCUCGUCAGGCAAGGCGAAUGCGAGGGACUACGAGCAGCUCGUCAGCGAUGGCUUCCUCUUGACUUGGGACCCCCCUCAUCUUGGUAGUGGUAGCAAGAGGAGCAAAAAGAAACUGCUGAUAGCUUUGAUAUCAGCUGCAGCCUUGCUCUUUCCAUGUAUUUAUGUGCUGAUAUGGCAAAUAAAGUGGAAAAGAAUAUGGCUUCUCCUUCGCAAAAAGAAUAGCAGCAGCACUGAAAGGAAUUACGAGGCUAUGCUAGUAACUUAUGGAUCCCUAGCUCCAAAAAGAUACAUGUACUCAGAGGUAAUGAAGAUAACGUCUUCUCGCAGUGAUCAGCUCGGAAGAGGUGGUUAUGGUGUGGUUUUCAAAGGAAGACUACAUGAUGGCCGUCUGGUUGCUGUGAAAUUCUUGCAUGACUGCAAAGGAAAUGGGGACGAGUUUGUGAAUGAGGUUAUGAGCAUUGGCAGGACCUCUCAUGUAAAUGUUGUUAGCUUACAUGGGUUUUGUUUGGAGGGAUCAAAACGAGCGCUUAUAUAUGAGUACAUGCCCAACGGUUCCUUGGAUGAGUACAUUUACUCAGAGAACCCGAAAGAAAUUUUACGAUGGCAGAGGCUCUAUGUGAUAGCAAUCGGGGUUGCCCGUGGCCUAGAAUACUUGCACCAUAGCUGUAACACACGGAUUGUUCAUUUUGAUAUCAAACCACAAAAUAUCCUUCUAGACAAGGAUUUUAGUCCAAAGAUUGCUGAUUUUGGUCUAGCUAAACUGUGUCAUACAAAGGAGAGCAAGCUAUCAAUGAAUGGCGCUAGAGGAACAAUUGGAUUCAUCGCUCCAGAAGUUCACUCUCGAACCUUUGGAGUGGUUUCAACAAAGUCAGAUGUUUAUAGUUAUGGAAUGAUGUUGCUGGAGAUGGUUGGAGGCAGGAGAAAUGUAAAAUCAAUUGUUGAAAAAUCCAGCGAGAAGUACUUUCCUGAUUGGAUAUACGACCACUUAGCGCAAGAUGAGGGACUCCAAGCAUGUGCAGUCACAGACGAAAUUGAGGAAAUCGCGAGAAAGAUGAUCUUAAUUGGCUUGUGGUGCAUACAAGUAUUACCUGUGUAUCGCCCCACUAUAACAAAAGUUCUCGAAAUGUUUGAGCGAAGCUUAGAUGAUCUGGACAUGCCGCCAAAGCAGAACUUCGGUGAAUUACUUGAAAGUUCUGCUCAUAAUCUGGAUGUACAAAGUGCAAGUUCUACCAGACAUGACGAGAUAAGCCGUGUGCAAUCGAAAAAUUCUACAACGACCACCAACUCUUUAAGCUGAUAACCCCUUUGUGAAUCCAAAAGGUGAACAGUUAUUUCCAACUCUUUAUAAAGGUGGCCUGUAAUAGAGUACAUACAGAAUUUGAUAAGUGCGACAAAAUUCGGUACUGUAUCAUAGAACAUACUCUAUCUGUAUGUAGGACCUAGAGUCAAGGUUCUCCGCACCACAGAAUCCAUAAUUUACGGACAAGAAAAGGAAAAAUUCAGGUGCC
Lolium perenne is the source of this 2393-nucleotide messenger RNA. Its product is annotated as LEAF RUST 10 DISEASE-RESISTANCE proteinUS RECEPTOR-LIKE PROTEIN KINASE-like 2.1. Gene Ontology annotation, biological process: protein phosphorylation. Gene Ontology annotation, molecular function: ATP binding; polysaccharide binding; protein kinase activity. The record is from RefSeq and is a predicted model, not a curated record. Lineage: Eukaryota; Viridiplantae; Streptophyta; Magnoliopsida; Poales; Poaceae.